This is a messenger RNA of Rhododendron vialii, 702 nucleotides long. RefSeq lists its product as uncharacterized. The transcript has a single exon. The coding region runs from base 1 to 702 and encodes 233 amino acids. NCBI's taxonomy places the organism in Eukaryota, Viridiplantae, Streptophyta, Magnoliopsida, Ericales, Ericaceae. The record is from RefSeq and is a predicted model, not a curated record.
AUGAGUAUUCCUCCUUCUGCUUCUUGGACUAUUAGGAAGAUUUUUAAGCUUCGCAGUUUGGUUCAACCUUGGAUAAAAUCUGUAGUUGGUAAUGGGCUUGAUACUUUUCUUUGGUUAGACAAUUGGCACCCUCUCGGACCUCUCUUUUCUAGAUUUGGGGAGAGGGUCGUUUAUAACUUGGGGAGAUCUUUGUUUUCUAAAGUGGCCUCUAUUAUCAGUAAUGAUUCCUGGUGUUGGCCCAGAAGUCGGAAUGCUGUCACAAAAGAAAUCAUUGAGCACACUCCUACUACCUUGGUCCCUAAUUCUGGUCAAUCUGAUUUUGUGGUUUGGCUACUGAAUGCUCACGGGUUUACUAUCAAAUCUGCUUGGGAUAGUAUUAGAGAGGUUAAAAUAGAUGUUACUUGGUGGAAAGUGGUCUGGUUUAAGCCUCAUAUUCCUCAUUGGGCAAUUAUUCAGUGGCUGGCUAUUCAUGGUAGGCUUGCUACGAAGGAUAGAUUGCAGAAUUGGGGUACGGUGCCCAAUACUUCGUGUGUUCUCUGUAAUGCAUCUCUUGAAAGCCAUUUACAUCUCUUUUUCAUGUGUCCUUAUUCUUCCUAUAUUGUGGGGCAGCUUUUGAGAAUCUGUGGCUAUAGGAGGGGCUUGAUUAGUUUGGAUCAAGAGAUUGGUUGGGCUAGUCAACAUAUGACUGGCAAUGGUUUGUAG